Owenia fusiformis is the source of this 373-nucleotide messenger RNA. NCBI's taxonomy places the organism in Eukaryota, Metazoa, Annelida, Polychaeta, Sabellida, Oweniidae. The record is from the annotation of a GenBank genome assembly.
GAAGAUAGUGAUGAUAAUGAAGACGAUGAUGAUAGCGAGGAUGAGGAUGACAGUGAUGAAGAAGAAGAGGUCCCUGCUGUAAAGACAAAAAAUACCAAGGCUGCACCAGCCAAAAAACCCGCAGCUGCAGAGGACAGUGAUGAUGAUGAAGAAGAUGAUGAUGAAGAUGAAGACAGUGACAACAGUGAAGAGGAAGAAGAAGAAUCUGACAGCGAAGAGGAAGAAUCCGGCAAUGAAGAGGAGGAAGCCCCAGUAGAGAACAAAUCAACAAAACGUAAGAAGGAAAAGGAGAGCAAAAAAGAGGCAAAGAAACAGAAGGUUGAAGAAACACAGGAAGGCAUCAGUAUAUACUGUGGCAAUCUGAAUGCAGACA